Drepanopeziza brunnea f. sp. 'multigermtubi' MB_m1 is the source of this 2388-nucleotide messenger RNA. The record is from RefSeq and is a predicted model, not a curated record. NCBI's taxonomy places the organism in Eukaryota, Fungi, Ascomycota, Leotiomycetes, Helotiales, Drepanopezizaceae.
AUGCAUUUUUCACCUUCUUUCUUGGUGCUUCUGGCAAGCGCCACUUCCGUCCUCACAGAACCAAGCAUCUCAUCUUUCCCAAACUCCCUGACCCUCUCAUCGCCUUUCGAUCCCAUCAAAGCCGCGUACUGGACAGGCCUUCCUCACCACCGACGCACUCCCUUCGCUGUCUCUCCAGAUGGAAAGUCAGCUUACCUGGCCUACCUGGACUCUACUUUGGAGAAUAUUGUUGUUCAGCAAGUCGAUACUACGACCUUCACGGCCGUAGGGACUGCCGUGACGGUAAAAGGAUAUGAAGCAGCCGGACUGGUGGCACAGGAUGAUGGGUUUGCAUUGAUGGCUACCAUUGAUGCUUCCGGAACCACUGAUCUUCCGACUGACAACAUGCCCAUCGUCGCUGUGAUCAGAUUUAAGAACGGCGCUGAAGCUUGGAGAACGCCGAUGAACGGCCCAGGUGUCCAUCCUGACGAGGGUCUGUCAGCUACCCCAGAUGCCAAUGGAGAUUUGGUCUACUCCGCAGAAAGUGGGCUUUAUGCAGCCUAUUUCGUGGUCACCUCCUACACGGGACCCGGCGCCGGCCACUUCGCAGACAGCAUCCAGUACGUUGACGAUUCCGGAGCUCUUCAAGUUAUCGACUCGAGCAGCACCUUCGGAUGCUCGCACAACACAGGUAUUGGGCUUGAAGCCGCCGAUGCACCACCAUUCGCCAGUGUCUGUGCCGAAGACCAAGGGGCUAUCUGGCUCAACACGGAAACGCGCACCAUGAGCGGCCUCAAGAUCUCCAACGAGAAUACGACCAACGGAUCGAGCGGUGAACCCAUGGGAGGCAUGUCUGGUUCCUAUUCCAACCUUGCACUAUUCCCAUCAUCCACCAACUACAUCUUCGCGUGGGCAUCACGCGGAGCCAUAGACUUGACUCUCAAUGACUGGCUUGGGGCCCCAAAUACCCGUGCCAGCCCAAGAUGGUUGAACCGCAACGUUGCUAUCUCCACCAUGUCUAGCAAGAACGCGCUUACUGGCGAAGAAGCAACCUCAACUGUUGGGGCUGCUGAUGGAGACACGCAGGUCAACUGGAUUACUAAAUCCGAAACUGAAGACCACCAAAACGUCCACGUCGCUGCUAUCAGCUCUUCGCUUGCCCUGGUUACCUGGGAGACUCUCAGCAACCCUACUUGUGAACCUUUACCACUCUCCUGCACUGGUACCUACGCCGGAACAUCUUUUCAAGUCGUCGAUAACACUGGAGCGAAGGUCGGAGAUGCGGUCGUAGACAAUGCGGUCUUCGUCAGCGGAGAUAUAGCCAAUGUUGGGACUGAUAGAGUCUGCUGGCCAUAUGUCGACAUGGUCUGGGAUUUGAGCGCACCAAAAGACUCGGGGACCCCAGUAACAACGAUGAGCUUUGCUUGUGCUUCUACUACUGGAGGUGGAAGUACCACUCCACCAAACUACUCCACUGGCUCGCCCGAUGCAGUUCCUCCUUCUACUUCCGAAUCUGCCCCCGCAAUCUCAAACCCCGCCGUCGUACCCGACAGUACUAUUGAAAGACCAUACGUGCCGACAAAUCCCGGCGAUGAAAAUGAACCCGCUUUCCCCGGCGAAUAUAAGGACGGAAAAUUGCCGUCAAAUGCUGGCAAAUUGCCAGCUGAAGGCACCAAUCCAUGGUUUGGGGGAGGAGACGAGUCUCCUGAAGCGUACCCGACCAAUCUCCCCUCAGGAUACCCAACCGAUUUCUCAAAAGACUCUAAAGGGCCCUCUGGUUUCCCCUCAGGAUACCCAACCGAUUUCUCAAAAGACUCUAAAGGGCCCUCUGGUUUCCCAGGAUUCCCAACCGAUUUCACAAAAGCCUAUAAAGAGCCCCCGACUGGUUCCCCCCCGGGAUACCCAACUGACUUCUCAGACGGCUGGUUUACUCGAUGGAAAAAAGAACACUGGGGAAAUAAGAACAUGUCCCCAGAUAAUAUGCCGAUGACCUUAACGACUGUCGUGAGGCCUGCUCCUACGAAUUUUCCUCUGUCUGACCUUGAAAAAGUUGAUAAUCCUGUUCUCGCUUCUGAUGUUGCACUUACGUCUCUGGGGGAGAUGGCUGCUACCGAUUGGGAUCGCAUCGGAGAGAUUCGCGGUGGCAUUCCUGCUCCGAAGAAGCAGUUUGAUGGACCGAAGAGUUUGUAUCCAGAGGAGCCUUUGCGACGCUGCCAGGAGUGGACACGAGAAGCAAUACAGGCUUGGACUGCCGCUGGGGCUCUUCAUACUGAUAGUAAUACUGCAUCUGCCGACUAUGACGAUUACUGUAGUGGAGAGCAUAAUCAGUACUGUCACGACAACGGUGACGGGGCUUAUGAGUGGGCAGGCGAGCGGCCGUCAUCUAAGGAAAAGGGUAGAGCGAGAUAG